Aureobasidium namibiae CBS 147.97 is the source of this 918-nucleotide messenger RNA. RefSeq lists its product as uncharacterized. The transcript has 2 exons. The record is from RefSeq and is a predicted model, not a curated record. NCBI's taxonomy places the organism in Eukaryota, Fungi, Ascomycota, Dothideomycetes, Dothideales, Saccotheciaceae. Bases 1 to 918 code for a protein of 305 amino acids. Gene Ontology annotation, molecular function: NADP binding; oxidoreductase activity, acting on the CH-OH group of donors, NAD or NADP as acceptor; NAD binding.
AUGGCUCCUCAGAUUGCAUGGAUUGGCCUCGGCAACAUGGGCCGCGAUAUGGUGAAGAACAUUGUCGAAAAGGGCAAUCUUUCCAACCCCAUCAUCCUCUUCAACCGCACUCAAUCUCGUGCUGAUCAGCUCGCUUCGAGUCUCGGAUCUGGCAAGGCCAAGGUUGCCUCUAGCAUUGAAGAGGCGGUCAACGCUUCGGACAUCAUCUUCACUUGCGUGGGAGACGACAAGGCAAUCGAAGAUACCAUCGACUCUGCUCUGAAGGGAGACGCAAGGGGCAAACUGUUUGUGGAUUGCUCGACUGUUCAUCCCGACACUACAGACAAGCUCGCAAAGAUCAUCAAUAACGAGGGUGCCGAGUUUGUGGCUUGCCCUGUCUUUGGUGCUCCUGCCAUGGCAGAUGCAGGUCAACUUGUAUGCGUGCUUGCUGGUCCUGCGGAUGCAGUCGACAAGGUCAAGCCUUAUACCACCGGUGUCAUGGGUCGUGCCGUCAUUGAUUACUCUGGCGAACCCCACGGUUCUGCUACAAGACUAAAGAUCAUUGGAAACACGUUCAUCCUCAACAUGGUCGAGACUCUUUCCGAAGGCCACACGCUUGCUGAAAAGUCGGGUCUUGGUUCGGACAGACUUCAUCAAUUCGUCGAGACAAUGUUCCCUGGCCCUUACACUGCAUACAGCAACCGCUUGCGCCAGGGCGACUACUACAAGCGUGAGGAGCCACUCUUUGCCGUUGACCUUGCAAGAAAGGAUGCCGGACAUGCUUUAGCUUUGGCCAAGACCCACGGUGUUAAGAUGAGGGAUGUCGAGGUUGCCGACCAGCAUCUCGCACAGGUUCAAAAGCACAUGGGUAGCAAAGGCGAUAUCGCUGGUAUCUACGGCGCUGUUAGACAAGAGGCAGACCUCGAGUUCGAGAACUAG